CAAGCAAUCCAUUGCCUUCACCCUGAGAACUCAUUUCUUCUCCAAGGGAAAGAAAAAUCCGAGAAAAAAGCGAAGCUAAUCAAGAAGAAGAAUGGCAGUUCUUGGUCUAUCUACUGCCUUCUGUCCCCCCAGAGGUUCUUGGAUAGCCGUAAGACUCAGGCAUGGCGCCUCGGGGAGGAGCAGCGGCAGCUUGUCCUUUAGGAGGUCGUCCGCCGCCACCGCCGUGGCCGUCCGCGCGGAGGUGAGCUUCGUGUCCGGUGACGAGGCGAAGCGGCUGGUGGCGGAGGAGGGGUACGCCGUGCUGGACAUCCGGGACCGGCGGCAGUACGAGCGGGCGCACGUCAGGGGCUCCGCCCACGUCCCGCUCUACAUCGAGAACGAAGACAACGACAUUGGGACGAUCAUCAAGCGGCAGGCGCACAACAACUUCGCCGGCCUGUUCUACGGCCUGGCGUUCACCAAGCCGAAUCAGGAGUUCACCAAGAUGGUGAAGAGAAAGUUCUCGCCGGAGAGCAAGCUGCUGGUCGUCUGCCAGGAAGGCCUCAGGUCCACAGCGGCUGCUGAGGCAUUGGAGCGAGAAGGCUUCCAGAACCUGGCCUGCAUCAUGUCAGGUCUUCAGACACUGAAACCCGGAACGUUCGAGUCUGUCGGAGAAUUCGAGCUGCAGAACGCGGGGAAAGCCGGCCUUGUGGUCGUCCAGGGGAAGAUCUCCAGAAUUCUUGGGGCUGUCUUGAUAACCUUGUUGCUGUUCAUAACGGUGUUCCCGGACCAGGCUCAGCAGCUCUUCGACUUGGCUGGCAUCAAGUUGUGAUCCGGAAUUACUUUUCACUGUCAGGUUAAAGUGUAUCAGUAGGUGGAUCUGGUGAGAUCUCUUCAUUUCAGAAAAAAAGGAUGUUAAUUAGGCUCCACAUGUAAUGUGUAGGGAAUUUUUGGAAAUUCUACCGUGCAUUUCAGCUCGAUUCAGUUGUUUUCCUCUACACCUUCUCAUGUUUCAGUUGUAGAUUGAUCCGUAAAUUUUGAAUUGUUUCAAGCAAAUGUCAGGCUUGUUCUGAACUCGUCAA
Messenger RNA from Lolium rigidum, 1061 nucleotides. RefSeq names its product rhodanese-like domain-containing protein 9, chloroplastic. Lineage: Eukaryota; Viridiplantae; Streptophyta; Magnoliopsida; Poales; Poaceae. The record is from RefSeq and is a predicted model, not a curated record. Gene Ontology annotation, cellular component: chloroplast. The transcript is spliced from 7 exons. The coding region runs from base 92 to 811 and encodes 239 amino acids.